CGAAGGUGCACAGAGACUAAGCUGAACAGUUUGAGCUACUUCAAAUUCAUCUUAACAAAUUCACCACAACAAGUUUUUCUGAAGCAACAAAAUGGAUUUUGCAUACUUAGUAGAUCUGCCAGUGAAAGAAACACAUCCUUUUAUAGAGUGCAUUCAAAACGACAACAAAAAUACGUUAAGGGAACUACUACAGUCCAAUAACAUCAAUGAUCUUUACCCAUUCGAAGAACAUAAUGAUUUAAUGACUCCACUAAUGGCUGCUGUGGCCUGUCACAAUGAAAAUAUUAUAGUGUUUCUUUUGAAGGAGGGGGCAAAUCCAGACAUACUGAGCCGCAAUGGAUUCGCUGCUUUGCAUUAUGUCUCAUUAUGCAACGCUCCGCCUGUUUUUGUGAGACAUCUACUUGAAGCAAAGGCCAACCCAGAUGUGACUACAACUCUACGUUUUACUGCUCUGCACAUUGCUGCCUGUAAUAACAGGAAAGAAGUUGUAAAAAUGCUUCUUUCAGCUGGUGCACUAAUAACACCUGUACCAGCAGACCAAUCUAACUGCCACGACAAUAAGAAAUUCUCUGAGAUGAUUGAGAUACUCGCAUCAGAGGGGCAUGAGCUAUGUUCUAAAGUCAGGUGCUUUAUAGAGCUGGAAAUUUUAUUCCGUGAGAAAACUCCUGAAGAAGUUUUUAAAACUUUUCACAGUGACUUACUGAAUGAACAUCCUCAGACCCAUUUAAUCAUGAUUGAACUUCUCCUGACACUGAAAGGACCAAGUCAAGAAAAAUACAGUCCACUAUGUAUCAAAUGGCUCAAAGAAACUGAUAACUUGAAUUCCUACAUUGACAAUCUUGUUACUCGUAUCCCAAAUAUUAAUUUGGGAUACGAGGCCCUACGUACAUUUAAUGUAGGUAGGGCCAUUAAUGCUUUACAUGUCAUUUUUAACACUAUGGAGGAAAUACCUCUUGAGCAGGCGGUGGCUAUAAUUCCACAUUUACUCCUUUGGUUAAAAGAGAAGAGUCUAGUUCUUGCAGUGCUUCAAACCCUGUAUGUGAUAACACAGAAAACAAGUAAGACCCAGCAGUGGGACACCACAUUUCUGGAAACAUUAUGCAAAAGUAUAUCUCCUUUUGUAAAGGAUCAGCACUCCUCUGACAUUAGAGAGUUCACAUACGGAGUCUUUGCAAACCUACUUCCAUUAAAAAAUGCUGCUGAAAUGUUCACCUCAGCAGAGAUCUGCACUGUGCCUGAAGAUGUACUGACAUCUGCUGACAUGAAAAUGAACGACAAGCUCAAAGAGGGGCUGAGGAGACUCAAAGGUCACUUUAACAGAACUAACUCUGAAUGUGAGGACGUGUCAGAGGCUCCUGGGUCUGGGAAAAAGAAAAAGAAAAAGAAGAAGAAAAAGAAGGAAAAGUCAGAAACAGACAGUCAGAAAGAUACAGUUCCUGUUGAGGAAUCCACUUCUAAUGUCCAGCCAUUUUUAUCCAACUCUGAAUCUUUGCCAACACGUAAGUGGCUCUCGAUCAGCAAAAGGUGGAAGGAAAAACUGGAGAAACUCCAGAGCUCUGAACAAGUCUCUCGAGUAGGAAGUAUAGUGUAUGUGAAUGAUGCAGAGUUCCUCAUAGCUAAAGGCAGUGAUGGGACUGAGGUCUUCCUGGGGCUGAGGGAUGAUGGCACUGAAGUGGCCAUUAAGAGGAUGACAAAGUCCAACUAUCGAAUGUUGAAGAACGAGGAGGGGUUCCUCCGACUCCCAGAGCUGGACCACCCUUCUAUAGUGCGAUACAUCGAUAAUGCAGAGGACCAGAACUUUGGGUAUUUGGCUCUUCAGCUUUGUGAAUACACUCUGGAAGAAUAUCUCAGAGACAAUGGCAAUCCUUCACUGAAAAAGAGUCUUAUACGACAGUUCCUUGACAGUUUGAAGGUUCUUCAUAGUCAAAAACCUCCAAUUCUUCACCGAGAUCUAAAGCCACAAAAUGUUUUAAUUGAUGUAAAGGAAAAAGCAAGAUUAUCAGACUUUGGCAUCAGUAGACGUCUGCUCACAGGACAGACCACUCUGAGAACAGCCAGUGCUGGGACCCAGUGUUGGAUGGCCAAAGAGACUCUGACAGAGGAGGACAGUGGGACACCAUACAAGUCAAACACUGACAUACAGGUGGCUGGAAUGCUGAUUUAUUACAUCCUGUCUGGUGGCCAUCAUCCCUUUGGACGCAGGUUUCUCUGUGAAGCAAACAUUUUUCAGGGGAAAUACAACCUGAAGCAUGUAGACGACCAGGUGGCCAAAGACCUCAUUGAGUGGAUGAUCAACGAAGAACCCAGGAACAGACCCAACGUGGAGGAGUGUCUCAGCCAUCCCUUUUUCUGGAGCAAUCACAAACGAGUUGAGUACUUGAAAAAAGUUGGGAACCGUGAGGAAAUUGCCAAGUGUCGGACUGCUAAAAAUGAAUUUAUUUCUGCUGUAGAAGAAUUUGUGGUUGAGGGAUCCUUGAAUGACUGGAAAACAAAAUUUUCUGAGCGGUUGGUCCAGACAAUGGAUCAAAAGAGCAAACCUUAUCCUAGAAAUGCUUUGGGUCUACUGCGCUUCAUAAGAAACCUUCAUGAGCAUUAUCGCGAGGAUGCAGCCCUGGUUGAUGUGUCAAUGCUGUUUCCGGAUCUUUUUGGUUCCAUUUAUAAAUUUGCCAAAAAACAGGGAUGGAAUUUGGAGACACCCCUGAGAGAGAUGUUUCAAAGUGAGGAGAUGGCCACAGGCUGUGUCACAUCCAGUCCUGAGGAGGAGGAACUCGCAGUCCCAGUCCAGGAGUCCCAAAGCAAUGACAUAGGCCAAACUAAAGAAGGGACUGACAUAUUGUAGUAUAACCUAAGCAUAAGUAAGAGAUAUUCUACAAAAACUUCAUCUUUAUUAUCAUAUCUUUGUGAUUUACUUGUUUAUCCUACACCAAAGGCCAUACAGGGCUAGGGCUGUGUGAUGAAUCAUCUUUGAAUCCAGAUAGAGAUUCAGUUAUUCCAUGUUUGAAGUUUGGAGGAAGAAAUUUGACUAGUUUUUGGUGUAAAUAUCUGGAGCAAAAGAUGAAGUUUAAAUCUGUCAACUGGACAAAUUGUUGUAGGAGUGAAGAUGUUUCGCUGCUCAUCCAAGCCACUUCUUCAGUUCUGAUCAGAUUACUGGUGGACACUGCCUUGGACUGAUGAGUGAGAGAUUAUGUCUCAGGCCCUCAUUCCUGUUCAAGGAAGGAUUCUCUGUCCUUACAGAAAUACCUUCUUUAACUUCCCUCUCAAAGCAUUUCUUUUCUCUGGCUAAGACCUGAACUUCACUAUCUUCAAAGUAGUGGUUAGUAGCUUUGAGAUGGAGAUGCACAGCAGACUGGGGUCCAGAGGAACUUUGGACUCUUGGUGCAUUCUCUUAUGGAGUAGUUGUUUAGAUCUGUAUUUUUAAAGAAAAUGAAUAGGUUAUUUUGAUACUUGGGACAGUCCCAGUUUUGAGGAUAAACUGGUUUCGAGCCCUGUGUCCCCAUGUCCCAGCAGAUUUGUCCAAAACCAGUGAUUUGUCCCAGUUUUAUGCACGAAAUGUCCCAGGUGUACCAAUUUUUGACCAAUCUGAUAUCUACCAACAGUAAAGAGAGGGAUAUAAUUGUCAUUUGUUUAGUUAAAAUACAGAAAAUCAUGCUUGAAAAUGAACAUGAUGAACAUAAGUCCCUCUGAUUAAA
Periophthalmus magnuspinnatus is the source of this 3689-nucleotide messenger RNA. RefSeq names its product probable serine/threonine-protein kinase ireA. Gene Ontology annotation, cellular component: IRE1-TRAF2-ASK1 complex. Gene Ontology annotation, molecular function: RNA endonuclease activity; protein serine/threonine kinase activity; ATP binding. Gene Ontology annotation, biological process: protein phosphorylation; intrinsic apoptotic signaling pathway in response to endoplasmic reticulum stress; mRNA processing. Bases 92 to 2839 code for a protein of 915 amino acids. Lineage: Eukaryota; Metazoa; Chordata; Actinopteri; Gobiiformes; Gobiidae. The transcript has 7 exons. The record is from RefSeq and is a predicted model, not a curated record.